Molecule: messenger RNA, 3757 nt
Organism: Wyeomyia smithii (pitcher-plant mosquito)
Lineage: Eukaryota; Metazoa; Arthropoda; Insecta; Diptera; Culicidae
Gene: RpII140
Product: DNA-directed RNA polymerase II subunit RPB2
Exons: 5
Coding region: 136-3666 (1176 amino acids)
Biological process (GO): DNA-templated transcription
Cellular component (GO): RNA polymerase II, core complex
Molecular function (GO): DNA binding; ribonucleoside binding; DNA-directed RNA polymerase activity
Source: RefSeq, a predicted model, not a curated record
UUAGAAAGCAUCAUUGAAUUCCGAAAUUGAAUAGAACUAGCAGGCUACAAGUGAAUUAGGCUUCAAAAAUAUUAAAUUUUAACCUGGAAAUUGCUUUUUUGUUCAUUAAAAUUAACGUAAAUCGCUCAACUCACAAUGUACGAAAACGAUGAAGCCGAACAUUUUGAUGAAGAGGAUCCGGAAGAGAUUUCCCACGAGCUGUGGCAAGAAGCUUGCUGGAUCGUAAUUAACGCUUACUUCGACGAAAAAGGUCUGGUUCGGCAACAGCUGGAUAGUUUCGACGAAUUUAUUCAGAUGUCCGUGCAGCGCAUUGUGGAGGAUUCCCCGGCUAUAGAGUUGACUGCCGAAGCACAACACACCACUGGUGACAUUGAGACACCGACCCGCUACGUUUUGAAAUUCGACCAGAUUUAUUUGUCCAAGCCGACUCACUGGGAAAAGGAUGGUUCUCCUUCGCCUAUGAUGCCGAACGAGGCUCGUUUACGUAAUUUAACAUACUCUGCUCCACUGUACGUGGACAUCACUAAAACGAAGAUCGUCGAAGGUCAGGACCCCGUUGAAACGCAGCACCAGAAGACAUUUAUUGGGAAAAUUCCGAUUAUGCUGCGGUCAACGUAUUGUUUGCUUUCACAGCUUACGGAUCGUGAUUUAACGGAGUUGAACGAAUGCCCAUUAGAUCCGGGUGGUUAUUUUAUCAUUAACGGCUCGGAGAAAGUGCUGAUUGCACAGGAGAAAAUGGCUACCAACACGGUGUACGUAUUUAGCAUGAAGGAUGGAAAAUAUGCGUACAAGUCGGAAAUUCGUUCGUGUUUGGAGCACAGUUCUCGGCCUACUUCUACACUUUGGUGCAACAUGAUGGCUCGUGGUGGACAGAGUAUUAAAAAGUCAGCCAUUGGUCAACGUGUGAUUGCGAUUUUGCCCUACGUCAAGCAGGAGAUUCCGAUCAUGAUCGUUUUCCGGGCGCUCGGUUUUGUGGCUGAUCGCGAUAUUCUGGAGCACAUCAUUUACGACUUCGAUGAUCCGGAAAUGAUGGAGAUGGUAAAACCGUCGCUGGAUGAGGCGUUCGUUGUGCAGGAACAGAAUGUGGCUUUGAAUUUUAUCGGUGCCAGAGGAGCUCGGCCUGGUGUCACAAAAGACAAGCGUAUCAAAUAUGCGAAGGAAAUCUUACAAAAGGAAAUGUUGCCUCACGUUGGUGUGUCAGAUUUUUGCGAAACCAAAAAGGCGUACUUUUUGGGUUAUAUGGUGCAUAGGUUGCUGUUAGCUGCACUCGGUCGCCGCGAGCUGGACGAUCGUGAUCACUACGGAAAUAAACGAUUGGAUUUGGCUGGACCAUUGUUGGCUUUUCUGUUCCGUGGAUUGUUUAAGAACUUGAUGAAGGAAGUACGCAUGUACGCACAAAAGUUCAUCGAUCGUGGAAAAGAUUUCAACCUGGAACUGGCGAUCAAGACGAAGAUCAUCACAGAUGGUCUGCGCUACUCACUGGCUACAGGAAACUGGGGUGAUCAGAAAAAAGCUCAUCAGGCUCGAGCCGGAGUGUCUCAGGUGUUGAACAGACUGACUUUCGCGUCGACUUUGUCCCAUUUGCGCCGAGUUAACUCACCGAUCGGUCGGGAUGGUAAAUUGGCUAAACCUCGUCAAUUGCAUAACACGCUGUGGGGAAUGAUUUGCCCUGCCGAAACACCGGAGGGUGCUGCUGUCGGACUGGUAAAGAAUCUAGCUCUAAUGGCCUACAUCUCUGUAGGAUCGCAACCGUCACCGAUUUUGGAGUUCUUGGAAGAGUGGUCUAUGGAGAACUUGGAGGAAAUCGCUCCCUCAGCUAUUGCCGAUGCAACCAAGAUUUUCGUCAACGGAUGCUGGGUCGGGAUCCAUCGCGAUCCGGAACAGUUGAUGGCUACCUUGCGGAAACUUCGCCGUCAGAUGGACAUUAUCGUAUCGGAAGUGUCAAUGAUUCGAGAUAUUCGCGACAGAGAAAUCCGCAUCUACACCGAUGCUGGCCGCAUCUGUCGUCCACUACUUAUAGUAGAAAACGGAAGUCUUCUCCUGCGUAAAAAUCACGUCGACAUGUUGAAAGAUCGUGAUUAUAACAAUUACGGCUGGCAGGUGCUGGUCGCUUCCGGAGUCGUAGAAUACAUCGACACAUUGGAAGAGGAGACCGUUAUGAUUGCUAUGACCCCGUACGAUUUAAAACAAGAUAAAGAGUAUGCCUACUGUACGACGUACACACAUUGCGAAAUUCAUCCGGCUAUGAUUUUGGGCGUAUGUGCUUCGAUUAUACCAUUCCCUGAUCAUAACCAGAGUCCACGUAACACCUACCAAAGCGCUAUGGGUAAACAAGCUAUGGGGGUUUACAUUACUAAUUUCCACGUCCGGAUGGACACACUCGCGCAUGUCCUGUAUUACCCAAUGAAACCACUUGUCACAACCCGGUCUAUGGAGUAUCUGCGUUUCCGAGAGCUGCCAGCAGGAAUUAAUUCAAUUGUAGCCAUUCUUUGCUACACCGGAUACAACCAGGAAGAUUCUGUCAUCUUGAAUGCAUCAGCAGUCGAACGUGGUUUCUUCCGAUCAGUGUUUUACCGUUCCUACAAGGAUUCUGAGAGCAAGAAGAUCGGCGAUCAGGAAGAACAGUUUGAAAAACCAAACCGUCAAACGUGCCAAGGAAUGCGAAACGCACUGUACGACAAAUUGGAUGACGAUGGUAUCAUUGCUCCGGGUUUGCGUGUAUCUGGUGACGAUGUUGUGAUUGGGAAAACCAUCACACUACCAGAAACCGACGACGAUUUAGACGGAACCACUAAGCGCUUCUCGAAACGAGAUGGAUCAACUUUUCUGAGAAAUUCGGAAACCGGUAUUGUGGAUCAGGUCAUGUUAACACUAAACAGCGAGGGAUAUAAAUUCUGCAAGAUUCGUGUUCGUUCGGUACGUAUACCACAAAUCGGUGACAAAUUUGCCUCUCGUCACGGUCAGAAGGGUACUUGCGGUAUCCAGUAUCGCCAGGAAGAUAUGCCGUUUACUUGCGAGGGAAUUACUCCGGAUAUCAUCAUCAACCCUCACGCUAUCCCGUCGCGUAUGACAAUUGGUCACUUGAUCGAGUGCAUUCAGGGCAAGUUAGGUUCGAACAAGGGUGAAAUUGGUGAUGCCACCCCCUUCAACGAUGCUGUCAACGUGCAGAAGAUUUCAACUUUCCUUCAGGAAUACGGCUAUCAACUUCGCGGUAACGAAGUCAUGUAUAAUGGACACACCGGGCGUAAAAUCAACGCUCAAGUGUUUCUUGGGCCGACUUACUAUCAACGUCUAAAGCAUAUGGUGGAUGACAAAAUUCACUCAAGAGCACGUGGUCCGGUGCAGAUUUUGGUCCGUCAGCCUAUGGAGGGUCGUGCUAGAGAUGGUGGUCUACGUUUCGGAGAGAUGGAGCGGGAUUGUCAGAUUUCCCACGGUGCGGCCCAAUUCCUUCGGGAGCGUCUCUUUGAGGUGUCCGAUCCGUAUCGGAUACAUGUGUGCAACUUCUGCGGACUGAUUGCGAUUGCCAACAUGCGCAACAAUACCUUCGAGUGCAAGGGCUGUAAGAAUAAAACACAGAUAUCCCAGGUUAAGUUGCCUUACGCAGCUAAACUUCUAUUCCAAGAAUUGAUGGCGAUGAACAUUGCCCCUCGUUUGAUGGUAUUGUAGGACUACUUACUAUUUUGUCACCUCCUUUUACAGCAGUGCAUUGUUUUAUAAUAUUGAUACGAAUAUAAAUAAACGAAACUUCUCGUGGAAA